GUCCUUUCUCUCUAUACUGGCGCUUAUGAGAUUUACAAUAAACAAUUGGAGCAAUAUAUAUUUUUUUCGCAUGCGGUGGGGGGGUGUAGAGUAUUGAUUUUGAAUGGCAACCAAACCUAUUCUAACCAUAGUGGGAAGGUCGAGAUUUAUUCUGUGGAUCCUCCACGAAAUGAAUUUUGACCAGUUCAGGCCGGAUUCGAAGCUGCGUCGCUAGACUCGAAAAUGUUAAAAUUUACGCUUUUACACGUUCGAGCAUCAAGAGCUCAUGUCAGGAUAUUAUAAAGAACAUUCACUUUUUUAUCUCCUCAUGUUUGAGUGAUCAAUUUAAUAUAGUCUAUACCUGAUCAUCAGAGUUAACUGUCGUACGUGACAUUUUACAAUAGAGCGACUUUAAAGUUUAGUUUGCACUGAAUUGCUUGAAGUAGAUUGUCGUCAAUAUAUUUUAAAUAUUUUUUUACAUCUCUAGCUUAUUUAGGAUAAUUUUCAGAAAAAUUCUAACACGAUAAUGUAAUGAAACUCAGAAAAUGUGACUUACGAUUGUUUAAUUCUGUUGUGUAGAUACAUCCUUCUAACAGAUGAUUCAUAUCUAAAACACGUAAGUUUAAUCAUUUUUUAAAAUGGUAUUAAAACUUGACAAGAUACUUAAGAAUCAGUUUUCAAUCCUCUUGAAAAUCGAAUCAAAAAAUUUUAAACCCACUAGAUAACGAAAAAUCAAACAUUAGUCUACACACUCUUCACCCGAAUCUUCUGUAAAUAUAUAAUAACGUCAAUAACUACUUAAUGUCGAAUCGGAAAAAAAAACGUUCGGAGCCAUUUUGAUGACUAACCAUCACGUGACCGUGCGACCUUGAUAUCAGCUGAGAAGCCGAUAGUAAAGGCAUUGCAAGGAAGCGUUGGACUAAGUAUGGCCGGUGAGUGUUGACAAGUGGUUUGUUGAUAGUGGAUUCAGAAUAAGAUUUCGAUUAGCAUGGAAUCGUUAAAAUAAAUUGGUUUUAACACCAAAAUAAAAUUAUGAGAUUCAACAAAAUAUCUUUGAUUAAGGCUGAACGACAAAAAAAAUAACCACAUCAUCAUGGAAGAAGAGGCACCUAACAAUUUCUGUGGCUCACGAUUUUGGGACGCAAAUAUAACAUGGAAUACAGAAUCACCACGUUUGACACAUUGCAUGGAAAAGACAGUAUUUUGGAUCCCUUGUUUCUUUCUAUGGAUAUUCUUGGUGAUUGAUUUAUUCUACAUAUAUACCAGCAAAUCGAGAAAUAUCCCUUGGAAUUGGAGAAAUAUCCUAAAGCUUGUGUCUCUCAGCCUUCUUAUGGUUCUAAAUGUAUUUGAAUUCUUGUACAACUUAUUUCGAAGUGAUCCAACGUACCCCGUUGAUGUAUACACUCCUGUGAUAAAAGCUAUAUCCUUGGCAUUAUGUAUUACAUUAGUAAUAUUCCACAGAAAACAUGGCCAGAGAACGUCCGGGCUUCUUUUCUUAUUCUGGUUCUUAGUGGCAUUCUUAGGAUUUUCAUCGUUUUACACCUCCAUUGAGGGUCAAAUUUUGGAUGAACAGACAGAAAUAUUGAGGAUAUCAAACAUAACAAGCUAUUGCUUGUCCUUCUUAAUGCUCUUGCUUUACUGCGUUUCAGACCUGCCACCCACGCAAUCAGAACAUCCUCCAGUAACGAAUUCUAAUCCAGAGGAUGGGGCACCAUACCCUUCUCGGCUUUUACUGUCUUGGUUUGAUACAAUGGUGUACAAAGGGUACAAGAGACCAUUGGUAGAGAGCGAUCUUUGGCCGAUGAAGUAUACAGAUGCAGCUACACAAAUUUUCAAUCAUUUUAACAGAUUCUGGCUCGCUGAACAAAAAAAGAAAAAUAAAGAAGCUGAUAAGUCGUCAAACAUAAGAAGAGGAGUUAACGGAGUUGAUUUUGUUGAAGGUCACAAUGUGCCCAAGCCUAAGAAGCAGGCUUCAAUCCUCUUUGCUCUAUGUAAAGCAUUUGGAGGACCUUACCUCUUUGCUAUGUUUCUCCAAUUUAUUCAGAUAUUGUUGCAAUUUGUCAGUCCAGAACUUCUUAGACGAAUUAUAAACUUUGUGUCAAGUGACGAGCCAAUGUGGCAUGGCUAUUUUUAUGCUGCUAUGAUGCUCCUUCUAGGAAUCGUGAUUCCUUUAAUCCGUAACUAUUCUGAUUUGAUUGAAAUGACGGUCGGACUGCGCACUAGGUCUGCCUUGGUAUCAACCAUUUACAGAAAGUCACUUAAACUGUCUAAUGCAGCCAGAAAGGAAACUACUUUGGGUGAAAUAGUCAAUUUGAUGGCAGUUGAUUCUCAAUCUAUAAAUCAUACAUUGACUUAUCUAAGUUAUUUGGUCUUUGCCCCUUUAGAAAUAGGAUUAGCUAUGUACUUCCUCUGGCAGCAAUUAGGUCCUAGUGUCCUUGCAGGCUUAGCUGUCAUGCUUAUCAUGAUUCCUGUUAAUUCAUAUAUUGCAAGAAAAAUGAAAAGUCUUCAGCUGGCGAGAAUGAAGACCAAAGAUGAAAGAAUCAAAAUGAUGAAUGAAGUACUUUCAGGAAUGAAAGUAUUGAAGUUAUAUGCUUGGGAGCCAAGCUUCAUCGAGAGAGUUUUGAAAAUCAGGGAUAAAGAAAUCAAGCUAUUAAAAACAAAUGCUUAUUUAAGAGCAACAACUUCGUUUCUUUAUUCAUGCAUUCCUUUCUUGGUUACAAUUUUGACAUUUACAGCAUAUGUUCUGCUUGACAAAAACAACAUCCUAGAUUCAUCAAAAGUUUUUGUUUCUGUUUCGCUCUUCAAUAUUAUGCGAACUCCUUUAAUGAUGUUUCCCGCUCUGCUACCGAGUGCUAUUCAAGCAGCAGUAUCGAUAAAAAGAAUAAACAAGUUUUUAAAUAGCGAAGAUUUGGAUUUAAAUACUGUUUCUCAUGAUACCAAUGAUGAUGAACCUUUAGUAAUGGAAAAGUGCACAUUCUCAUGGGGAGGUGAUGAGACACCGACACUUCAUAAUCUUGAUCUGAAAAUAAAACCAGGCUCACUCGUUGCCGUAGUUGGUGCCGUUGGUUCUGGCAAGUCAUCUUUGAUAUCAGCUUUCCUUGGGGAAAUGUUUAAAGUAUCAGGCAGAGUCAACACACGGGGAACAAUAGCGUAUGUGCCACAAUUAGCAUGGAUACAGAACUGUACCUUGCAGGACAAUAUAUUAUUUGGAAAGACUAUAGACCGUAAAAAGUACCACAAAGUAAUUGAUGCAUGCGCAUUGAAAACAGAUUUAGAGAUGCUUCCUGGUGGAGAUCAAACUGAAAUUGGAGAAAAAGGUAUAAACGUGAGUGGUGGACAGAAACAGAGAAUCAGCUUAGCGAGAGCUGUAUAUUCCGACUGCGAUGUCUACUUCUUAGACGAUCCUUUGAGUGCAGUCGACAGCCAUGUUGGUAAACAUAUAUUUGAGAAUGUCAUAGGUCCAAGUGGAUUACUUUGGAAAAAGACAAGACUCCUUGUUACUCACAGUAUUACCUUCUUACCAGAAACAGACUUGAUCGUUGUACUCAAGGAUGGUUCAAUAUCAGAAGUCGGUACCUUCCGUGAGUUGCUUAAUCGGAAAGGAGCAUUCAGCGAAUUCCUUGUAUCACAUUUAAAAGAGAUUGAUAAAGAAGAACUAGAAGAGUUGGACGAUAAUAUAAUUGAAGUGAUAAACACCGAUCUUGAACUUCAUAGACAAAUCAGCCAUCAAAAAUCUACCAGUAGCUCAAUAACAUCCUUACCUUCGCUAACAAAGAGAAGCAUUUCACAACUUUCCGAAAAAAGUACCAAUGAAAAAUCAACUGGCCAAAAAUUAAUUGAAGAAGAGAAAGCUGAAGUUGGAAGGAUACAAUGGAGAGUUUAUGCUGAUUAUUUUAAAGCUGUUGGAACAUUACUGUGUGCAAUAUGUUUUGCUCUUAUUGCUAUUAAUCAGGCAAUUGAGGUUGGAUCUUACGUACUCUUAUCUAAAUGGUCAGAUGACAAGGAUUCCGUUAUCAAUGGUACCCAAAAUAUUGAAAAAAGGAACAUGUACCUGGAGUUAUAUGGAUUGUUAGGCUUGGGAGAAACUGUUACCAACUUCAUUUCUUCACUGAUCUGGUACAUUGGCUCAGUUAAUGCUAGUAGACUGUUACAUUCAUUGUUGUUGAUGAAUAUUAUGCAUUCUCCGAUGUCGUUCUUCGAUACCACUCCACUAGGAAGAAUUCUGAAUCGUUUUUCCAAGGAUAUUGAUGUACUGGAUCGUGAUAUACCUAUGAUGUUCAGGCAGUGUUUUACAACUAUAGCACCGUUAGUUGGAACGAUAUUUAUUAUUAGUUAUUCUACACCGGCUUUUUUAAUUGCCGUAGUUCCUAUUGGACUUCUUUAUUUUUGGAUUCAGAAAUGUUACAUUGCUACUUCACAACAACUAAAGAGAAUUGAAUCUGUAACCACAUCUCCAGUUUAUUCACAUUUUGGUGAGAGUGUAUCAGGUUCUUCAAUCAUAAGAGCAUACGGUGCUCAGAAGAAAUUCAUCGAAGAAUCUGAACUGAAGUUGGACGUAAACCAAUCUUCCAUGUAUGCAACUAUAGUUGCUGAAAAGUGGCUUGGUAUAAGACUGCAAUUAAUUGGUGGUUUGAUUUGUUUUAUUGCAUCACUUUUAGCAAUCAUCGGUAAGGAUUACUUGAGUCCUGGAAUUGUUGGACUUUCAAUCAGUUAUACAUUGGAGAUUACAAUAUUAUUAGACAUGUUAGUUGUCAUCGUAGCAGAAGUUGAAUCUGACAUCGUAGCUUUGGAGAGAAUCAAAGAAUAUUCCAACACAUCCCAGGAAGCAGCAUGGUCCCUCAUUACGAACAAUGUAACAGCUGAUUGGCCAGAAGAAGGUAAAGUGGAAUUUUUAGACUACACUGUGCGUUACCGUGAAGGGCUAGACUUGGUGCUUAAAGGACUCAACCUUUCUGUCAAAGGUGGCGAGAAGAUUGGAAUAGUGGGGCGUACAGGUGCUGGGAAAUCAUCCGUUACAUUGAGUUUGUUCAGGAUAAUUGAAGCAGCUGGUGGAAAAAUAUUAAUAGAUGGUGUGGAUAUAUCAACCCUCGGUCUACACGCUCUGAGAGCUCAUCUCACCAUCAUUCCUCAGGAUCCUGUGCUCUUUUCUGGUACUUUGAGAAUGAACCUCGAUCCUUUCGGCAAUUACAACGAUGAACAGGUUUGGAGGGCUCUUGAGCUAUCCCAUCUCAAAGCUUUUGUAAAAGAGUUACCUGCUGGUCUGCAGCAUGAAGUGUCUGAAGGAGGUGAAAAUUUAAGUGUUGGUCAGCGACAGCUCAUUUGCCUUGCUCGAGCUCUUCUCCGUAAAACGAAGAUUUUAAUACUCGAUGAGGCGACUGCAGCAGUUGAUUUGGAAACGGAUGACUUCAUUCAGAGAACGAUCAGAUCAGAGUUUGCUGAUUGUACUGUCUUGACGAUAGCUCACAGGUUGAACACAAUUAUGGACUCGGACAGAGUUCUUGUCUUGGAUCAAGGGAAUGUUUUAGAAUUUGAUUCGCCUAAAGUCCUCCUUAAAAAUAAGUCUUCGAUCUUUUAUAGUUUGGCCCAAGAUGCUGGGCUUGUAUGAAUGUCGGUUCCAGAAUGAAUAAUUUAAUUUAAAAAAAAAAAGAAAUGUGAAAGCGCAUUAUUGAGAAAUUUUAUUAAUGAAGAAUUUUAUUCUCACAUUAUUAAAAAGUAAUGGUAAUUGAGAAAAAUUAGGACACUUGAUUAUUAGAACGAUCAAUGAUUUCUAAUUCACUAAAAAUGACUUAUAAAAAAACUUAUAAGUGUAUAAAAAAAAAAACAUUGAUGCAAUUGUGAUUUAUAUCAUUGAAAAUGGAAGUGGGGGAAUACAUGGCUGCCUAAAAGACACGCAAUGAAAGAAAAAAGAUAUUUCUUGGAUUGAAGUUUUAAAGUUGGAAAUACUAUAUGUUUAAAGUUGGAUAUGUAUAAUAUCAAUGGUAUCGGGUAGACUCUGGCAGUCUGUAGCACGUCUCAACCGUUAUACUUUAAAUUUAUAGAAAAAAACAGUAUUAUAGUAUUUAUAUUGUUAUGACCUAAUCACCCAAGUACCCAAUUCGUAAUUACAUCAGUGGAACUUGAAUUACUUCUUAUUUACAUUACUUGUUAACAAGUCUUCUUGCCUUAUUUGCUACGAACUUUUGAAUAAUAGAAAAUUCAAUGUUAACCUUCUGUCAAUAGUCAAUAUUUGUUUUUGACUUUUGAAUUAUAAAUAACACAAGCAUUAAAAAAUUAGGCUAUCUUAUCAGAUUAUGCUAUCUUAUCAGAUACAUUAUAUUAUUUAUUAUAAAUUAUUUUUUUUAUUUAUUCACAUAAAUUAUGUCUGUGUCUCUUUCUCAUAUCACAAAAUUUGUUAAUUUACAAUAAGCUCAUUUCUGUAUUAUUUGUAACAAUUGAAUCAAUUGUUGCAUUUUAAAAUAAAACUUUUUAGAAAAUUC
Messenger RNA from Nezara viridula (southern green stink bug), 6455 nucleotides. The record is from the annotation of a GenBank genome assembly. Lineage: Eukaryota; Metazoa; Arthropoda; Insecta; Hemiptera; Pentatomidae.